This is a messenger RNA of Naumovozyma dairenensis CBS 421, 945 nucleotides long. It is a transcript of the gene FAD1, whose product is annotated as FMN adenylyltransferase. Gene Ontology annotation, molecular function: FMN adenylyltransferase activity. The record is from RefSeq and is a predicted model, not a curated record. Gene Ontology annotation, biological process: FAD biosynthetic process. The transcript has a single exon. The coding region runs from base 1 to 945 and encodes 314 amino acids. NCBI's taxonomy places the organism in Eukaryota, Fungi, Ascomycota, Saccharomycetes, Saccharomycetales, Saccharomycetaceae.
AUGGGAUUAAGUGAAGUAUCAGAGUUAUGCUAUAAGAUAACAGAAUCAUAUCUGAAGUUGAAUCACGAGACAAGUAUCAUAAUAGAAACUCAAAACGCAAUUAGGUUGACUAGACACUAUCUGUUAGAUGAUAUAUUUACACGGUGGAGCCCUAUUAAUGGUGAAAUAUCCUUUUCUUAUAAUGGUGGCAAAGACUGCCAGGUUUUGCUAUUACUAUAUUUAAGUUGCUUGUGGGAAUUUUUCAUUGUCAAUGCUAAGAGAUCUCAGUUCGAGGCAAAAUAUCAAAAAUUUCCAAUGGAGCAACUACCAACAGUUUUUAUUGAUCAAGAUGAAACAUUUACCACUCUAGAAAACUUUAUCUUGGAAACAUCGAAAAGAUACAAUUUGUCGUUAUAUGAAUCAAAAAAAGAGGUCGGUAGAAAUCAGAGUAUGGCUGAUGCAUUCCGUGAUUUUUUGAAGAUAUACCCGGAGACCAAAGCGAUUGCUAUUGGUGUUAGAAGCACCGAUCCGUAUGGAGAACUCUUGAAACCUAUACAAAAGACGGAUUCUAAUUGGCCUAAUUUUACGAGGCUUCAACCCUUAUUACAUUGGAAGUUAGCUAAUAUAUGGAGUUUUCUCCUUUUUUCUAAUGAACCAAUUUGUGCGUUGUAUGUGCAUGGAUUUACAUCAAUCGGUGGUAUAAAGAAUACAAUACCGAAUCCAUAUUUGGCUGUUCAAAAUAAAGAAAAUAAAGAAAAUAAGGCCCCAAAAUUGUAUUUUGAAUGGGAGAUAAAGAACUCUUUCAAUAACGGAGAAAGUCCAACUAAUAAACGGAUAGGUACCAGUGUUUCGUAUCUCGAUAAGGCUGACGAGAAAAUUUCGAUUGGAUUAGGUCAAACGAAAUUUUUUCCUGGAUGGUAUUUAAUAGAUGAUGCAUUGGAGAGAGCUGGUAGGCUUAAAAAGUAA